Messenger RNA from Dreissena polymorpha, 1212 nucleotides. RefSeq lists its product as uncharacterized. Lineage: Eukaryota; Metazoa; Mollusca; Bivalvia; Myida; Dreissenidae. The transcript has 8 exons. The coding region runs from base 442 to 1212 and encodes 256 amino acids. The record is from RefSeq and is a predicted model, not a curated record.
UACAAAAAAGAAUGUUUCUUUAAGUGUUUCUAGUGUGUUAAAUUUAAUAAUACUCUAACACUUUGUUCUACAGUGAUGUAUGUUCCAGCUGGUAACAGUGAAUUUAUGAAGAAAAUAAGAAAAUAAGGACUUUGGUCGCCCAGGAAGAAAGUGGUUUUAAAGAUGUUGACGGGCAUUAUUCUAGAAAUGAGCCAUCAUUCCAGUAUGCUGAAAACAUCCCCUCAAGCUCUCCUGGUCCUAAAAAUGAGCACCAAAGGCCAAAGUGUCAGAGAUAAUGAUUGAACUGAUUCUAAAAAUGAGCCAUCCAGUAUUGGUGAAAUCGUCUCCUUCAAGCAUUCCUGGUUUCAAAAUCAGCAUCAAGGCCAAAGAGUCAGAGAUAAUGAUGAUGAUGAUGAUGACGAAGAAGCUGGCUUUGAACCUUCGAGUUCUGACGGUGCGGAAAUGGACUUGGCUACAGGCACAUCUUGUUUCAAGAACAGACAAGAAAGGGCAAGCUUAAAGGAUGACGAUGGGAGUGUUUCUAGAAAUGAGCCAUCCAGUUGUACUGAAAACAACUCCUCUUCAAGCUCUCCUGGUUCCAAAAUGAGCACCAAUAGCCAAAGUACAGAGAUAAAGAAUGAACUGAUUCUAAAAAUGAGCCAUCCAGUAUUGGUGAAAACGUCUCCUUCAAGCAUUCCUGGUUCCAAAAUCAGCAUCAAAGGCCAAAGCGUCAGAGAUAAUGAUGAUGAUGACGAAGAAGCUGGCAUUGAACCUUCCAGUUCUAACUGCAGAAAUGGACUCAGCUACAAGCACAUCUUGUUUCAAAAACAGACAAGAAAGGGCAAGCUUAAGGAUAAGGCUGGUAAUGAAGGUGAUGGUGACGAAGAAGCUUGCUCUGAACCUUUAAGUUCUAACGCACUGUUAGAAAAAAGGACACAUCUUCACGCACAUCUGGUUACAAGUACAGAGAAGAAAGGGCAUGUAAGGGGUAAGGCUUUUAUUGUAUUAAAUGAUCAGCUCUCAUUGGAUUGUUGUGGAGAUUUGUUUGUCACCACUACCAACUUACAUAAAGUGUACAUUUUGGUUAAUACCUCUUUAUGUAUGUUCUGUGUUUCUAGUGCAUGUGUGUGUGUGCCUUGUACCUCACAAUGUCUGUUCAGUAAAUUGUAUAUUACAUCUUUGAACUGCACUUUGACAGCAAUAACGAAAUGCUGUGGGUUUGAACCUUUCUGA